AAAAAUUGAAAAAAAUAUAAAAAUAAUAUCAAAUAUCAAAUAUGAGAAAUUUCCUUCAUACAAUUAUUUGUUGUGUGAUUGUUUCUAUCGGUAUUGAAGAUCAAUACAAAUAAAAAAUGGAUAAUCGUCAAAGGUUUUUGCUUACAACUUUACUCAUCAUCAUUAUCAGCGAAGUGAAAUUGAAUUAUGCACUUCUUCUAAAAUGUCCCGUCUAUCAACUACACUUUCAAAAAAUUGUUGGAUUUCGUCCUCCAGCCGAACUUAUGACAGAAGGAAAUGUCCUCUAUGCCGCUGAUCCAACUAACCCUUUCGAUCUUAUCAAUCCAAUUUGUUGGGAUCUUUGUAAACAAGAUGAAAACUGCCUCUCCUACAUCCUCAAUCUAGACACAAAUCAAUGUUUUGGAUUUUCUAUUUUUGAAUUAUCAAACCUUUACCAACAAUCCGGUCAAGAUAUUGAACUUAUAGCUGACAAUAAUGCCAUAUAUUUCGAAAAGACAUGUCUAAAAGUUCCUGCCAGUUGCAAUACAAAAAUGUGGAUCCUAACAAAAAUGCCAGGAAGUAGUUUAGUCUUGCAGGGCAAGAAAACCAUUCCCAAUCUUGUUACCAGACGCGAAUGUGCAGAACGAUGCUUAUUCGAAAAUGAAUUUCCAUGUCUUUCAGCAUCAUUUGCCCCAUCAUACAAGAACAAUCAAGCUCGCUUAAGCGAGCAGAUGCCACAAAUCGAAAAGCUGGGUCGUUGCGUACUCAGCGAUAAGGAUAAAGUUCUGCAGCCUGAUGCCUUUCGAGCAGCCCCAUUCGACGAGGAAUACAUCGAGAACCAGUGCCAAGAGCGCCCAAUUGAGAGGGAAAACUGUUCCUACGAGCUCUAUUCAAAUAGUACGUUCAUCUAUGCGGAAGCAAGGCAUAAUGGACUAACCCAAAAAGAGUGCCAAGCCAGCUGUUCCAGUGAAACGAAAUUCUAUUGCCAAGGUGUUUCGUAUUUUUUGGAUCAACUGACUGCCAACUCGGAAUGCUAUUUACAUUCGGAAGAUAUCAUCUCGAUGGGACCGAGAAGCUUGAAAUUCAAACCAAUGUCCGUGUAUAUGCGAAGGGUGAAAUGCUUAGAUGUAUCUGUUAUAUGCAGUAAUGAAGAAAUGGUUGUCAAAUACUCACCAAGUGACUGGUUUCGUGGAAAAAUCUAUGUGAGUGCCCAUUCCGAAGAUUGUAUGACAAUGGGAAAUGGAACAAGAUCUACUUUACUACGCUUGCCAAUCGGAAAUGAAAUACAAGAAAAACGUUGUGGAAUUCUUCGUGCCUAUGAAGUUACAAAAAAUUACCAAAGAAUUUUUAUAUCAGCAAUGAUCGUAGUACAAAAUAAUUUAAAUGUUCAAACUCAAGGUGAUCGAUUAGUUAAAGUCGGUUGCAUUAUAAGUAAUUCAACAGUCACAGAAGCUCAACUACCAAGUGCUAUUGCUUUAGAAUCAUCUUUUGCUUUUACACAAAAUGAACUGCCAAGCGAAGGUUUUAUACAUUUCAAUGAAUCUAAUCUAGAACUUCCGAAAAUAUCAAUGCAAGUUAUUGAUCUGAAUCAACAAUAUCAAACAAACGACGUACAAAUUGGUCAAAGUCUUGAGCUACAAAUCAGUGCUGAACCACCGGAUACACCUUUUGACUUUGAUGCUAUUUCACUAGUAGCCAAGUCAAGUAAUAACACAAGCUUGAUUGUUCUCAUUGACGAAAUGGGAUGUCCAACUGAUGUCACUGUGUUCCCGGCUUUAACCAAAGUUACAACAAAUGAGAAGAAAAUGCUUUAUGCCCGUUUUCAGGCCUUCAAAUUUGCAGGCAAUUCGCUGGUAAGUUUUGAUGUUAAAAUAAAUUUCUGUCCAGCAAGAUGCCCACCAAUUAUGUGCCAAAGAUCUAUGAAGAGAAAUCGGAGAUUUGCCGAUGGGGUGCAAUUGUAUGGUGAUACGGUGCAAGUUAAGAGUCCAAUUUAUGUGUCGACGGUGAUGGAACAAGUUGUAAAUAGUAAUUUAACAGAUGAUGGAUAUAAAACUCCAGAUUCGUAUCUAAAUGGACAAACAGUUGUGAGAAGGGCUCCGUAUAAUCUAGAGCUGCCUUUGAAUUAUGAUAUCAAUGUGCGAGGACCAAAUAUUGUCGAUACAAAAGGUUUGAUUUACGGAGAGAGAGGAAUUGUACUUAUUGCAGGAGUUGAUGAAUCAUCAAUGGAUAAUAUUUGUAUAAAUCAGAGUCUUUUAAUUGCCAUGCUUAUAUUUUGGCUAAUUUUUCAAGUUGCGCUAAUGUUUAGUUGCUGUUAUUUGAUACAAAAAUAUAAACGUUUGGCUUCGUUGGAUGAGGAGAGGAGAAAAAUUCAGGACAGCAUUGAUUAUUAUGAGGGACGUCGAGUGCAUUGGGCCGAUCAGGGUGGUUACACGUUAUAGUUUUAUUGUUUUAAUAAUAAUUGUUAUUUUAUUAGUAAGUGAUAUUUAAAAUUAAUAAAAUAAAAAUAUUGAUAAUAAA
Molecule: messenger RNA, 2496 nt
Organism: Episyrphus balteatus (marmalade hoverfly)
Lineage: Eukaryota; Metazoa; Arthropoda; Insecta; Diptera; Syrphidae
Exons: 10
Coding region: 117-2417 (766 amino acids)
Source: RefSeq, a predicted model, not a curated record